Messenger RNA from Morone saxatilis (striped sea-bass), 733 nucleotides. Its product is annotated as catechol O-methyltransferase B-like. Lineage: Eukaryota; Metazoa; Chordata; Actinopteri; Moronidae. The record is from RefSeq and is a predicted model, not a curated record. Gene Ontology annotation, biological process: catecholamine catabolic process; dopamine metabolic process; developmental process. The transcript is spliced from 2 exons. Gene Ontology annotation, molecular function: catechol O-methyltransferase activity. Bases 102 to 374 code for a protein of 90 amino acids.
GUUUGUACUUAUUGAAUGGUUAUUGAUCUGGUUAUUGAUCGCUAAUGUCACUCUGUUAGGUGUGUGUGCUGGAAGGUGAGUCAGCUGACCUGAUUCCCAAGAUGGCCAACAUGUUUGGAAUCCAGACGUUCGACUUUGUUUUCCUGGACCACUGGAAGGACCACUACCUGCCUGACAUCAGACUGCUGGAGGACUGCGGCCUGCUGGCUUGGGGCUCGGUGGUCCUGGCUGACAACGUGGUCUGCCCUGGAGCUCCGGACUACCUGAACUACGUCAGAUCCAACCUAAAGUACAGCAGCAGAUUCUACCAGGCUCACCUAGAGUACACCAGAGUCCUCGACGGACUGGAGAGAUCUGAGUACCAGGGAGACUGACAGGGAGAAACUAACAGGUAGAAUCCAGACUGAACACCUGAAUCAUCACACCGGGACCAGGUUUACAGGGUCACGCUGUGUCUGUUUUAUGAUUUUGGCAGACAGUUCCAAAUACUACAAUAUCCAUGAGCCUCAGCGACAGCUGCCCUGGAAAGGAGGUGUAAGUCAGAGUGGUAGAUAAAACGCUUUACGUUGUUACUGAAACACGUUACCAUGCUAACUGAAUUCAAUGUGACACUGCAGGUUGUUCCUUUAGCUUCCACCUGCUGUGAUUGGGUGUUCAACUGCUGUUGUAAUGUCAUCAGCUUGUCAAUCAAUAGGUUUGGUGUUGUAGUUUUCUAACCAUGUUGUAAACGUUG